AUAAGACUGAACCUCCUCAUCCACAAACACACACUCCAAACACAGCAGCAGCCAUGUCUAACUUCUUGUCCUCAGCGCUGGGUAGCGGUGGCAUUGCAAAAAUAGCUGGGGAGAAAGUGGGUGACCUGGUGGAGGAAACGGUAGAUAAAGUCCUGAGUGGAGGAGAAAAGAAGGAGGAGCAGAAGGGAGGAGGAUUCGGAGUCGGAGACGCUCUGUCUCUUGUUGGAGGAAACAAAGAUGACAACAAAGGAGGAUUCGGAGUCGGAGACGCUCUGUCUCUUGUUGGAGGAAACAAAGAUGACAACAAAGGAGGAUUCGGAGUCGGAGACGCUCUGUCUCUUGUUGGAGGAAACAAAGAUGACAACAAAGGAGGAUUCGGAGUCGGAGACGCUCUGUCUCUUGUUGGAGGAAACAAUCAGGAACAGGGAGGCGGACUGGAUGCGAAGAACUUAAUUGGAGGAUUCUUUAAAUAGAAACCCUGCUGAUCGUGUUCUGACCUGGUUCUUCAGCAUCAGUCCAUCAAACCUCCACCUGCAGCAUCUUCACCUCCACCCUGAGAGGAGCAGCUCCACCCAAACUGCUGGAAAAUGAUUGAAUAUGGAAUAAAUUUUAAAAUAAUGUAAUUGUUAAGUGAGGGUCCUGAUUAAAUGUUUAAUUAGCUAUUUAUCACUAAAUUCCUGUCUAUAUUGUUUUUAAACGAUGAGAAUGAACUGAAAGCUCUUGACAAUAGAAAUAAUUAACCUUGAUAAAAGAGUUAUGAAGAGAUUAAACUGGAUUAUUAUACGGUAAAAUGUAGUUUGUAAAUGAAAUGAAAGAAUCACGCUCAUAAAAGAAAUGUAUUAAAACAGCAGUAGCAGUUUGGUGAAGCUGUUCAGUAAAAAUCAGUCUGAUGAAAUGUUUGUAUUUCUUCUUCUUUCACUGUUUCCUCAGUCGAGGACACAGUCCAUAUAACGUAUGUACAAUUAUAAAAGAGAUGCUUGACUUACUAUUAAAAAAACUGUCUCAAGUUUGAAAUAUGAA
Messenger RNA from Seriola dumerili (greater amberjack), 1020 nucleotides. Its product is annotated as rRNA 2'-O-methyltransferase fibrillarin-like. Lineage: Eukaryota; Metazoa; Chordata; Actinopteri; Carangiformes; Carangidae. The transcript has 3 exons. The record is from RefSeq and is a predicted model, not a curated record. Bases 54 to 473 code for a protein of 139 amino acids.